Molecule: messenger RNA, 1381 nt
Organism: Galleria mellonella (greater wax moth)
Lineage: Eukaryota; Metazoa; Arthropoda; Insecta; Lepidoptera; Pyralidae
Product: aldo-keto reductase family 1 member B1-like
Exons: 7
Coding region: 86-1045 (319 amino acids)
Cellular component (GO): cytosol
Molecular function (GO): aldose reductase (NADPH) activity
Source: RefSeq, a predicted model, not a curated record
AUUUUUAUUUAAACAGUGAAUAUUAUUACCUGUCCAGGUACAUACAAAUUAUUAUUUUAUAUUAUUUAUAUUUUUCUUGUGAAUAAUGGCGGAAAAGGUUCCAUUGGUUAGAUUCAAUAAUGGAUUAAAUUGUCCUAUUUUGGGAUUGGGCACGUGGCAGGCAAUACGCGGCGAAGAAAGCAAGGUCUAUGAGGCUGUUUGUGAUGCUAUUGAUAUAGGCUACCGGCAUAUUGACGGUGCCCAUCUCUACGGUAACGAGAAGGAAGUUGGGCAAGCGAUUAAGGAAAAGAUAAGCCAAGGCGUGGUCAAGAGGGAAAACCUUUUUGUAACUUCCAAACUAUGGAAUACAUUUCAUAGUCCGGAUUGGGUUGAGACGGCAGUGAAACUUUCUUUGUCCGAUCUCGGAUUGGAAUACCUCGACUUAUAUCUGAUACACUGGCCAAUGGCAUAUAAGGAAGGUUAUGAUCUAGAACCUGUAGAUGAAAACGGUAAAACAAUAUUUUCUGAUGUAGAUUACGUCGAUACAUGGAGAGCGAUGGAAAAAUUAGUUGAAAAAGGCUUAGUAAAAAGUAUUGGAGUCAGUAAUUUUAAUACGAAACAGAUUGACCGUGUUUUGGAAAUAGCCAAGAUUAAACCCGUCACUAACCAGGUGGAAGUACAUCCAUAUUUAUAUCAGCAAAAAUUAUAUGAUUUCUGUAAUACGAGAGACAUAGUAUUAACAGCAUAUAGUCCACUCGGUAGUCCUCAGCGACCUUGGGCUCAGGCUGAAGAUCCUAAUGUUUUGGAAGAUCCUGUAGUUAAGAAGAUAGCUGCCAAGCACGGUAAAACACCUGCUCAGGUUAUUAUCAGGAGCGCCGUUGAUCGUGGUAUAAUUGUUGUACCAAAGUCUGCAAGUAAGAAACGCCUUGCGGAAAAUUUCGAUAUAUGGGAUUUUAAAUUGAGUAACGAUGAUCAGAAAGAGAUUAGCAGACUAGAUCGCAACUUCCGUGUCAUACCACAUGAUCAUGGUCGGGAGCACAAAGAUUAUCCUUUUUCUCAAGAGUAAUAAAUGAAGAUAUUAUAACAGAAUACCUACCUGUUAAAAAUGGCGUAAUAAACUUAGUAUUAGUGUAUAUAAAUUAUAAGGAAACAGUUCGAACAAUAUCAUUUAAUAUUAUAAGUAAAUAUUUGAUACAUACUCAUUUAAAGAUUUAAAUUAUCAACCAAGGGAGAAAGCGAGGACUGUGACUGGGUUGUCUAAAAAUAAAAUAAGGUAAUACUUAUUCUAUGCUACAUGACUAAUACAAGGACCUAAGGCAUCUAAAAUUUUUGUAAAUGUCCAGAAUUCUAAAUGGUUAGUUUGCAUGUGUUUCUGCAAUAAAUUUAUUCCAAUAUUAUUUAA